This is a messenger RNA of Rosa chinensis, 876 nucleotides long. RefSeq lists its product as uncharacterized. Bases 137 to 724 code for a protein of 195 amino acids. Gene Ontology annotation, molecular function: metal ion binding. The transcript has 3 exons. The record is from RefSeq and is a predicted model, not a curated record. NCBI's taxonomy places the organism in Eukaryota, Viridiplantae, Streptophyta, Magnoliopsida, Rosales, Rosaceae.
UAAUUGUAGCUAGUAAUCAGACCGAUAUAUUUUACUAUAUAAACCCCAACCCCUUGCUUCCUUUGAGCCCAUAUCGCGACAUUCAAGUGUUAGGGUUUCUGGAAAAAGAGCUUCAUCUCUUUGUUUUGUCUAAUUCAUGGCGGCCAAGGAUGAUACAAAGGCAAAGAUCCCCAGUAAUGAAGUGACUUGUCAAUUAAAGCUGGAUAAUAGCGCCAAGGGAUGGCACAAGACCAUUUCCAAAGUUUUGAAAACUAUCGAGGGAGUAUCUUACAGCAUUGAUAUGGAAAAUGGAAGCGUAACUGUUACGGGUUGGAUUGACCCAGAAACCCUUAUGGCUCGAUUAGCGAAAUCUGGGAAGAAAAUAGAGCUGGUUAGGGUUGAUACAGGAGUUCUUCGUGAGGCGCGGAUAAAAAAACUGAAGCAGCAACAGCAGUUACAACAACAAUAUUAUUAUGGACAUGGAUACCCUUUUGGUUAUGUUAAUGGUUAUUAUCCUCAGCAAUAUGGAUACUAUAAUCAGAGUGGAGCUGGAUACCCUUAUGGAACAACACCAGAUUACUAUCGCAAUCAUCAUCAGCUCUACCCUAAUUAUUAUCAGCAGCAGCCAGUUAGGCCCACUGCGCCACAUGCGCCACCUGCACCACGAUUAGGUUUUCCACAGCCACCACCGCCGUUGGAGAUUCACCCGUUUUACGAUCCAGAGACACAAUGCACGAUUAUGUAACCAUACGUUCAGUGAAAUUAUGAUACUCGUUUUAGUUUUUUAAUUAGAUGUUUUUUGUUCUUCCUUUCUUCUCCACAUGUUUAUUGAUCAAGGAGAUGUUAAGGAGUUUUGGUUGUGCGAUUCUCCGAGUAUGUAUGGAGCAUCAAUCUAUA